GAUGCCUCCGUGACGUCAUCGCAGCUCUCCAGCCACGCGCAGAGGGGGAGCGAGUGUAAUAAACCCGGGCGGAGUGUGAAGAUGUGAACACAUGAGAAAACUGUUCAGAGAAUGCACCGUGCACAGCAUCGUCUUCACUCGGAUGUUGUUUUGGAAAGCAGAGGUCUGGUGAAUAUGAGGAUGGAUAUGGUGGAUAUGAAGCGCCCCCUGCUGCUGCAGCUGCUGCUGCUGCUGCACCUCGUGCUCGAGAGUCAGGCUCUGCGAUACAACAAUUACUACUAUCAGGACUUAUCACCUGAUGGCAAUGGAAACGGAGAGAUAUACUUCAGUGGUGUGCGUCUUCACGUGGAAUCUCCACAAACUUUGGUGUCUGCUGUACAAGGAGGCAACGUGACUCUUCCGUGUGUGUACCGGUACGAGCCGGAGGUCAGUGCACCUCGCAGGACAAGGGUGAAGUGGUUCUGGCAGCCGAGCACAGGUGAAGCCAAAGAGCUGCACGUGAUUGUGGCUUUGGGUUCCCGCCACAGGAGUUAUGGCGACUUCAGGGGUCGCGUGCGUCUGCGUCGGAGCACUCCAGGCGACGCGUCUCUGGUCAUCAACCCGCUGCUGAGUGAUGACACAGGGCGCUACCGCUGUGAGAUUAUAGACGGCCUGGAGGAUGAGAGUGUCACCGUGGAGCUUCAGUUUCGGGGUAUAGUGUUCCCAUAUUACUCUCCCAUGGGUCGCUACCAGUUUAACUUCCAGGAAGCUAAAGAGGCAUGUGAGCAGCAGGGUGCUUGCCUGGCCACCUUUGAGCAGCUGUUUACAGCCUGGGAUGAAGAAAAGCUUGACUGGUGCAACGCCGGCUGGCUGGCUGAUGGGACAGCACAGUACCCUGUAUCAGUGCCUCGAGAUGCCUGUGGUGGUACUGAACUGGCACCAGGUGUCAGGAGCUAUGGCAUACGCCACAAAACCAUUGACCGCUUUGAUGCAUUCUGCUUCACUUCUUCAAUCAGAGGUGAGGUUUACUUCCUGCAGCACCAGCUCAAGCUGAACUUCUUUGAGGCAGUGGAGGAAUGUGUGCAGGAUGGUGCUCAGAUUGCUAAAGUGGGUCAGCUGUACGCAGCGUGGAGGUUUACGGGGUUGGAUCAGUGUGAUGCUGGGUGGGUGGCUGAUGGCAGCGUGCGUUACCCCAUCACCAAACCCAGAGCCAACUGCGGCCCACCUGAACCUGGUGUGCGGAGCUUCGGCUUCCUGCCCCAGCAUUUAAAAUAUGGAGUUUACUGUCACAAAGUCAGAUGGUAAGAUUCUGACACAACUGUGGUCAUCAAUUUAAAAUUCAGUCAACAAAAAUGUGAAUUCUGGCAGAUGAUGUAUGCUUUGAUGAUUCACCUUCUAAUUCCUGUAAUACAAAUGAAGGGUGUCAGAACUGUUCCUGUGAAUCUGCAAGCAGUUUAGUUUUGAUUAAAUGGACUGAUUUGUCUCCCACUAUUACAUUUCCUGAUUUUAUAUAAGUAGAUUUAGGCAUUAAACCAAGUGUCACUCAGGGAAUAGGUCUGCAAAAACUGCCCAUGGUAAAUUCUCUCACAUCAACUAAACCAAUGGACCUUCACUGUGUAAUACAUACAGUGUGUUCAGCUAUCACAUGUACUACAGGCAUGUAAUAUAUGUGCAUAUAUACACCAUCUUUACAUUAAAUUUCACAUACAUAUAGAUGCAACAAAGCAAACCAUAAUGGAAGGUAUUUUUUUCCCAAAGGUCUGUGAUAUAUUUUUGCUCAAAUGACAGAAAGCUUUGCAUAUGUAGUAUCUUACAUAUAGUCACUUGUUUAAUUUCACUAAGUGUAUUUAUGCCAUAGUCCAUGCAUGUAUACAGUCUAUUUUGUUUAAAGAAAAACAACAUGCAGAUGUCUUAUUAACUAUCAUUUUAGAUAAUAAAUGUUUUUUUUCCCCAAA
Messenger RNA from Pangasianodon hypophthalmus (striped catfish), 1934 nucleotides. It is a transcript of the gene hapln3, whose product is annotated as hyaluronan and proteoglycan link protein 3. Gene Ontology annotation, molecular function: hyaluronic acid binding. NCBI's taxonomy places the organism in Eukaryota, Metazoa, Chordata, Actinopteri, Siluriformes, Pangasiidae. Bases 112 to 1284 code for a protein of 390 amino acids. The record is from RefSeq and is a predicted model, not a curated record. The transcript is spliced from 5 exons. Gene Ontology annotation, biological process: cell adhesion.